AUGGAAAUAUCAGAAUUCCCCAAAUAUCAAGUGGUUGGCGAAGAAAUCCAUGUUGGUUUGCCCAUGGAUAAAUUAUACGAUGUCCAUGGAGAAGCUGAGGGGCAGGUCAUGACACCUACGGUGCCACGAGCACCGUCUGCGACAGCUGGUACUGAAGGCACAGACGCAUUAGCGGCGGCUGUGAAUCCGAUCAUCACAAGCGCUAGGCUCAACACAACGACACUGUACGUCAAGGGUGCCGGAACAAAACCGUGGAGAGUACUAUUCGGAGGAGCCGUAGAGGAUGGUGGUGGUCUCGGUUCUGCAGGUUGUGAAUUUACAUACAAGAUGGAGAGUGUGCGGACAAAGCGAAAAAAAGGUAGUUUUUUGACCGCUUGA
Cylicocyclus nassatus is the source of this 378-nucleotide messenger RNA. The record is from the annotation of a GenBank genome assembly. Lineage: Eukaryota; Metazoa; Nematoda; Chromadorea; Rhabditida; Strongylidae.